GGCAGAGCUGGUCGUCUGCAGCCACUGUAGCCUACAGUUCUUUGUCUUCUCAGGUGAAGAGCGUGUGUCUUAGCAAAACCAUCCAUUGAUUGAAGCUGAGUGGAUUGAUCAGUUAGCCAACAUGUGGACUGCAUGUCCACAAAAAGAGCAGGCUAGCCCUGCUCAGGGGGUUAACUGCUAAGCAUGCUGGGUACCAGUAACCUCAACCUGGUGAAGUCAGAAGUUUCUGACCCCUCGGUGGUCUCGGACGUACACGACGGCAUUAACAUGGCCGACCUUGUGGAGAGCUUGGACACCAGAGAGCUGGACAUGGGGGAAGGAGAGGAGGUCGAUGAUGGAAGCUGCUUAGGGGACAGUCGUAUCCCAUUUUCAGCGAUUUAUGCCACAGUAGGGUUUAAGGAGGCCACUGCUAAGGUCUACCUUGCCACUGUGCCCAUCACUGCCCGGAUCCUUGAGGUGGAGAGAUUCACCACUGCACAGGACCGCUUCAAUCUGUCUCACCACAGGAGUGUCAACAAGUCUCUGCCUGCGGUGUUUAAGAUUGAGCUGAAGCACGGUGAGUUUACCUGGAUGGUAAAGAGAAAGGAGAAACAUUUCAUGGAGCUGCACAGAGAGCUGAGGACAUACAAGACCUUCAUGAGGAUACCCCUGCCAUCACGCAGCCACACAGUGAGGAGGAAGACAGUGAGGAAGAGUGAAGUGAGGGAGAUGCCCUCGCUGCCCAGGGGAGGAGGAGAUGAACUGGCGCGAGACGAACAGGUUUCUAGCAGGAGGAGACAAUUAGAAGACUAUUUGAACAAGCUGCUGAAGAUGGCCAUGUACCGCAAAUAUCACCAUACUAUGGAAUUCAUUGACGUCAGCCAACUGUCUUUCAUUCAUGACUUGGGGCCCAAAGGACUGGAAGGGAUGAUUUAUAAGCGCUCAGGGGGGCAUCGUAUCCCUGGCAUGAAUUGCUGUGGUCACAGCCAGGCCUGCUACCGCUGGUCCAAACGCUGGCUGGUGGUGAAGGAUUCAUUCCUGCUGUAUAUGAAGCCGGACACAGGGGCCAUCUCCUUUGUCCUGCUGGUGGAUAAAGAGUUCGGCAUCAAGAUGGACUCCAAAGACACAGAGACCAAACAUGGAGUCAGGAUCGAUAGCUUAUCCAGGGCUUUGGUGUUUAAGUGCAUCAGCUACAGACACGCCCGCUGGUGGGGUCAGAGCAUCGAAAGCUUUGUAAGGAGUCAUGGGAAGGCUUUCCUUCGAGAUCACCGCUUUGGAUCGUUUGCACAGGAAGAGGAAAACAUUCCUGCCAAAUGGUAUGUGAAUGGAAAGACUUACAUGGAGGAUGUGGCUAAUGCUUUGGAGGAGGCUAAAGAGGAAAUAUUCAUCACUGACUGGUGGUUAAGUCCAGAGAUCUUCCUGAAGAGACCUGUGGUGGAGGGUAACAGAUGGAGGCUGGACUGUAUCCUCAAACGCAAAGCACAACAAGGAGUGCGGAUAUUUGUGAUGUUGUAUAAGGAGGUGGAGCUCGCCCUGGGCAUUAACUCAGGUUACAGUAAGAGGACCCUCAUGCACCUGCACCCCAACAUCAAGGUGAUGCGUCAUCCAGAUCACGUCUCCUCCUCCGUCUAUCUGUGGGCACAUCAUGAAAAGAUCGUUGUCAUUGACCAAUCAGUGGCCUUUGUUGGUGGGAUUGACCUCGCGUAUGGUCGCUGGGACGACAGAGAGCAUCGGCUGACGGAUGUUGGCAGUGUGACACGUUCUGUGGCCCUGGAGCAGGCCGGCUCCAACACUCCAUCCAGCAAGGGCGUGUCUUCUGUUGAUGGCGUCACCCACAGCAACGGACGAGGCACCCCGCCCAGUGAUCCAGUGGACUUGCCAAAACUGAAGGGAAUAGGUCGCAGUAGGAAGGCUCGCUUCAGUCUCUACAAACACCUGCACAAGCACACCAUGCAGCCAGCAGACAGUGUCAGCAGUGUCGACAGCACAGGCAGUGGUUCAGUGCGAAGCCUAAAGACCGGUGUUGGAGAGUUACAGGGCAACACUCGCUUUUGGCAUGGAAAGGACUACUGCAACUUUGUCUACAGGGACUGGAUUCAGCUCGAAAAACCUUUUGAUGACUUUAUCGACAGGUACACCACUCCCAGAAUGCCUUGGCACGACAUCGCCUCAGUGGUUCAUGGCAGAGCUGCCCGGGAUGUGGCAAGACACUUCAUUCAGCGCUGGAACUUCACUAAGAUCAUGAAGCCAAAGUAUCGCUCUCUGUCGUAUCCAUUCCUGCUGCCCAAGUCUCACUCCAGUGCCAGUGAGCUCAGAUACCAAGUCCCUGAGAGUGUUAAUGCCAAAGUGCAGGUGUUACGGUCAGCAGCUGACUGGUCGGCAGGCAUAAAGUACCAUGAGGAGUCCAUCCAUAAUGCCUACAUCCAAGUCAUCGCCAAGAGCAAACACUACAUCUACAUAGAGAACCAGUUCUUCAUCAGCUGUGCCGACAACAGGACAGUGUACAACAAGAUUGGAGAUGCUAUCAUCGAAAGGAUCAUCAGAGCACACAAGGAGGGUAAAAAGUACCGUGUGUAUGUGGUCACCCCUCUGCUUCCUGGUUUUGAGGGGGACAUCACCACAGGAGGAGGGAAUGCCAUCCAGGCUGUCAUGCACUUCAACUACAGAACCAUGAUCAGAGGAGAAUACUCCAUCAUCUCCCAGCUGAAAAGGGAGAUGGAUGAUCAGUGGAUGAACUAUAUCUCCUUCGCUGGUCUGCGAACUCACUGUGAGCUGGAGGGACGCCUGGUAACAGAGCUCAUCUACGUCCACAGCAAGAUGCUCAUCGCUGACGACAACACAGUCAUCAUCGGUUCUGCUAACAUCAACGACAGAAGCAUGCUGGGUAAACGUGACAGUGAGGUUGCAGUGAUUGUUGAGGACUCUGAGAAGGUUGCCUCUGUGAUGGAUGGACAGGAAUUUGAAGCUGGACCCUACGCGCUUCAGCUGCGCCUGGAAUGCUUUAGGACUAUUCUUGGAGGUCACACUGACACCAGCAUUGACCUGUCUGACCCCAUCAGUGAUCGCUUCUACAAGGAGGUGUGGAUGACCACGGCUGGCCGCAAUGCCACCAUUUAUGAGAAGGUCUUUCGCUGCCUUCCUUCAUCCAUCGUGAGGAACACAUCUGAGCUUGAAGAGUACCUAUCCAAACCGGGUUUGGCCCAAAGUGAUUCGGCCCGUGCUCAAGAGGAGCUGCGCAAAAUCAGAGGCUUCCUGGUCCAAUUUCCUCUGGAUUUCCUGUCUGAGCAUAACCUCAUGCCCUCUGUUGGAACAAAGGAGGCCAUGGUCCCAACUGAGAUCUGGACAUAAAUGAUUUGACUGUUUGUUGAGUGAACACUCUGGAUUGUGAUCGUCAGCGAAUGUGUGAUAUUGGAUUUGCAAGAGAUCGCCUUUGAUUUACAUAAUCCAGAGAUGAGAGGUAGGUUUACAGCUGUCCUCGGGGGUUAUGACUGCUGGGCAUUGACAAAUCCCUCAGAUCUGUUGCUACUGAACAACACUAAACAGUAGUUACAGCUUGUCAGGAUAAGCACUACAUUUUUAUAUGUAAGAAGAACUCAUAGACAUUGCACUUGAGGACAACAACAAUGACUGCAUUCUAACUGUGGAGAUGAACAGGCACAUGGAUGUGGAGGUUUUGGGACUCAAACUCAGCUCUGGAUGCUUAUGCUUUUGGACUGUGGGAAGAGCUCAAGAGACAGUGGAGAUAAGAGACAGUGGAGAUUUCUAUGGGACCAGGGUAAGGCAGAAGUAAAGAUAAAACAAAAUUCACAGAGAUCUUGAUACAUGUAAUUUAUUGAGAUUGUGAUGUACUCUUGUAAGAUGCAUUAAUGCUAUGUAGGCUGUUUGAGUUGUUUAGCCUGCAUUUGUGCUGCUUAGGAGAAAUUCUCUGAGUUUAAAAGCUAGUUAUCUAAGAUGUAUCUUUGGAUUGUUUCUGUACAACAAAUCUACAACAUGUGCUUACUAUUCACUGUGGUAGCAAAUGCACACAGACAAUAUACUUUAACUGGUUCAACAGUGAUGCACGAUUUACUAACUAUGCUAAAAUUUUGUUAACAUGAUUGUCAUGAUGCAUGUACCAAUUACACCUUUGCUCUGCAAAGCUGUCAAAAGUGUUUUGUGAUAAUUAGACAUGAGAUGUAACCCUUACACAUUGCUGAAAUCAUGCUGAAUCAAAGCGAGCAUAAUGGAGAGGUACACAAGCUUAUUCAAUUCUGUUUGUCCUGUGUGUUCAUAAAGUAUGAGCUGAAAAUAAUUAUGGCGACUGCGAUCAAAAGCUGCAGUGUAAAAACGGUCGUGCUGGUGGCCAACAGUAGAGGAUGGAUGAGACAAUCUGCCUGUAAAUUCUGGAAAGUAAUUUCCACUUUGCUCAACAGAUGGUGCUAGUUCCUUUAAAGUACAAUGUGUAUACAACCUGAGAUUGGAUUUAAAGUUUUCCCAAUGGUCUCUCUCGGUUCAGUUGUGGAAACAAUGAUUACAUGCAACAAAUGCUAAUGGAAAAGCUUUUAUGAAAAAAAAUCCAGUUUGAAAUAGCUUAUGUUUUUUUUCUUCAUUUCAUUAAAAAACGAUUUGUAAUUCAGUGUAAUCCUUAGAAGAGGCUGCUCUCUUCUAUGAAAUUAAACGUUUCUAGGGAUUCUUGUGGAAGGUGACCUAUCAGUCAAUUGAUAUAUUUUGUAUGUGUGAAUGUAUGGACUCUAUGUUGAAUGAUUUUGUUUUCAUUUUUAAUAUCUGUCACAGUACCUUAUUAUCACAGAGUCCCUUUAAUGUGAAGUAAAAGAACCACUCCUUACUAUAAUAUUGCUCAGUAAUUGUUAUGAACACAUACUGUAACACUUUACAGCAAAAAAACUGGUUAAAGAUCUUCAUGAACGUUAUGAAACAAUAACUUGGCAGAAAGCCUGGGCCUCAUAAAAGUGCAAUGUUUUUUUAUUGCCAAGUCCUACACUCCACAUGGGAAUCACUUACUAAAUAUUGUAACGGAUCUGAUCAUGUAAUAUUGAUUUAUUGAAUGGGACCAGAUCAUUUAAAAAACAAAGUUUGCUGAAGAGAUGUUUGGAAGCAUCAUUUUCUUUGUUUCUACAAUGAUGAAAAUAUCCUGAUUUUCAAUACUUUUUAAAACACAGCCUUUAUUGUUUACCCUUGUUGUAUUUGUCAAUGCAUUAUGUAUGGAAUAAAAAUCAUUUAACAUUGUUUAAGCAUGUAUUUUAAAUGUAUGGCAUGGUUAUAUGGAUGGGUUUGGAUCUCUAAUUAAGCCACUAUUUCUUCUGCAUAACCAUCAAGCUCCUUUUCAUUUCUGUCACCUGUAUUUAUCCCUGGACCUUCAAUUUAGCUGCUCUUGCUUCCACUGUUUAUGUACAAUAUCUCUUUGUACAGUUGAAAGUAUAUUUCUCAUUUCUAUCUGUUCAUUUAACACAAUGUAACUCUUAAU
Molecule: messenger RNA, 5443 nt
Organism: Scomber scombrus (Atlantic mackerel)
Lineage: Eukaryota; Metazoa; Chordata; Actinopteri; Scombriformes; Scombridae
Gene: pld1a
Product: phospholipase D1a
Exons: 26
Coding region: 184-3327 (1047 amino acids)
Biological process (GO): cell motility; intracellular signal transduction; phosphatidic acid biosynthetic process
Molecular function (GO): D-type glycerophospholipase activity; phosphatidylinositol binding
Source: RefSeq, a predicted model, not a curated record